Molecule: messenger RNA, 909 nt
Organism: Penicillium paradoxum
Lineage: Eukaryota; Fungi; Ascomycota; Eurotiomycetes; Eurotiales; Aspergillaceae
Product: opsin family protein
Exons: 5
Coding region: 1-909 (302 amino acids)
Cellular component (GO): endoplasmic reticulum; plasma membrane
Source: RefSeq, a predicted model, not a curated record
AUGAUUCAACCUCCAUUUGAUCAGUUUCCGUCUCUGACGGCACCCGCCACCACCUCUUCGGUGGCGCCCAUUCCCACUGUAGUGCCAGGGUCUGAGGUCUACCAGAACCUCCACGAUGUGGGAAAGCGGACUCUUUGGGUUGUCACUGUGUUGAUGGGCAUCUCCUCGCUGGUGUUCUAUACUCUGGCUGCCCGAGCUCCACUUCCCAAGAGAAUCUUCCAUAUUCUAACAUCCUUAAUAACCACCAUCUCCUUUAUUACCUACCUCGCUCUUUCAACAGGCCAAGGUAUCACAUUCCAACACACCACAAUCCACGAAUCACACAAGCAUGUCCCGGACACACACACAGAUUAUGUGCGACAGAUCUUGUGGCUGCGCUAUGUGAACUGGGCACUGACACUGCCCCUUCUGUUCAUCAACUUCGCCCUGAUCUCAGGCCUGCCGGGUGCAAAUCUGCUCGUUGCUAUUGUCGCCCAGCUGAUCGUGCUCGCAACCGGUCUACUCGGCACAUUUGCAAUUCACCAACGUGAACGCUGGGUCUGGCUGACCAUCUCGUGUAUCUCCUAUUUGGUUGUGAUUCACCAUGUGGGCUUCCACGCGCAACGGGCCGCAAGGGGCAAAGAUGCACAGACAAGACGGUUCUUUGGUUCUGUCUCUGGUUCGGCGAUUGCUGUACUGGCAUUGUUCCCUAUUUCCCUCGCAGCCGGUGCACUUGCGCUCAGGCUAAGUGUUGAUACAGAGACCAUUCUCUUCGCGGUGCAGGAUGUCUUUACCCAGGGUAUUCUUGGGUACUGGCUCUUAUUUGCUCAUGAUAGCUCCCCCGGAAUUACUCUCUACAUGGAAGGAUUCUGGUCGCAUGGCAUUGGCAACGAGGGUGCUAUUCGGAUUGCCGAUGAGGAGGGUGCGUAA